CUUCUCCUUGUUAGUUGUUACAGCUUAGCUCCAUCUCUUCUGAUUUGAUUUGAUUUUCUGCAAUGGCUGCUGCUGCUGCUGCUUUCAUCUUUGUCUGCUCCUUCUUCAACUUCUUUGCUUCAUCAUCUCCUAUGCCUCUCCAUGGCGCCCACAGGACUGAUCCUCAGAUCACUGUCAUGGGGAUGGUUUACUGUGAUAUCUGCUCUAACAAUUCCUUCUCCCCGCACAGCUACUUCAUCCCAGGUGUUGAAGUGAGAAUAGACUGCACCUUCAAAGCAACUUCACCAAAAACAGCAGAGCAGAUAGUAUUCUCAGUGAACAGAACGACAAACAGGUUAGGGAUAUACAGGUUGGAGAUACCUACGGUGGAUGGGAUCGAGUGUGCAAGAGAGAAAGAGAUGGGGAACUUUUGUCGGGCUAGCCUAAUAGUGCAAAAAGGCCCAUCAUCAUCAUCAUCAUCACCGCCAGCCGCCUGCAACCUUCCUGCAUCAACAACCACAACAGAGGAAGUGGCCAUCAAAUCCAUAACUGCCAAUACCUGUAUCUACAGCCUCAGCGCUUUGACAUUUAGACCCUCCACUAGAAAUGUUGCUCUCUGUGGGACUUCUGCUAAUUAAGCAGCGGUGGUCGUUGGAGUCGCAGACGUGUGUGUCCUACCUUCAAUGUAAUAAUGCCAUACUUAGUGUGUCAACAUGGUUUCAUUUUUCUCUAAAUGUACUCGCACAUUAAUAGACUGUAGAAUUCAAAUUCAGAAUUAGUCUGGAAAAUUUAAAUUCGGAAUUGCACCCCAAGCAUGCAGAGACUUAUCUAAUCUAGAAUGACCAAAACAUCUGGUUUAACAAACAUGAAGGAUGAAUAAGAUUAUCACGAGUGUUGUUACCCUCA
Cuscuta europaea is the source of this 885-nucleotide messenger RNA. NCBI's taxonomy places the organism in Eukaryota, Viridiplantae, Streptophyta, Magnoliopsida, Solanales, Convolvulaceae. The record is from the annotation of a GenBank genome assembly.